Molecule: messenger RNA, 935 nt
Organism: Oppia nitens
Lineage: Eukaryota; Metazoa; Arthropoda; Arachnida; Sarcoptiformes; Oppiidae
Product: GTP-binding protein Rheb homolog
Exons: 2
Coding region: 126-782 (218 amino acids)
Biological process (GO): signal transduction
Cellular component (GO): plasma membrane
Molecular function (GO): GDP binding; GTP binding; GTPase activity
Source: RefSeq, a predicted model, not a curated record
UUUUGGCUCUAAUGGUGUAAUCGUCUCGAGAUAUGACUCCAAAAACCAAUAGUCGUUUGUUUUGUUGAAGAAGACGUCCAAUCAUUUGAUUGUUUUGUUUUAAACUUUGAUUAGUUUUUUGGGAAAUGACUCGAAAACUGAUGAAAGACUUGAGAAUCAGUCUAUUAAAGAGUCGACACAUAAAAAGGUCGUCAUCGGCGGAAGCGGCGGCGGCCAGAGUUAUGUUUCUCGGCGCCAAAUCGGUCGGCAAAACCACUUUAUUUGCUAGUCGUAGGAAUCAAGAGGUCUCUUCACAUGAAGACAAUGACGACGAGAAAUACAUGACCAAAGUUUCUGUCGAUGGAAAAGAGGAUCAGUUCUUAAUAUUAAUCGACAUUAAAGAUGAUAUCAACAGUAGUUUACAUACUUUCGUUUGGGGUAUUAAACCGAAAGUCGUAGUCAUUGUUUACGACAAAACAGUCGGCCAAACGUUGACCGAAACCGAGUCUAUACUGAAAAGAAUCGAAAAAUUGUCGGUUCGGCGUCUCUUAGUGGCCAACAAGUCGGACUGCGGCGGCGAUUCUGACCAAUCGGUCAACUUAGAGAAUGGACGACAAUUGGCCGACAAAUACAAAACAGAGUUCUUGGAAGUGUCGGCACUGACCGGUCAAGGCGUAGAUAUUAUGUACAAAACAAUAGCGGGACUCGUCUCUAGUGAUCCGCAGAUCCCGCAGAUGGCGGCCAUCAAUCCCGAGACGGGUUCGCCUCAUCCAUCACUCCGAUACUCUAACGGACACAUCUGAACUAAACAUUUCCGGAAGUUCUUCGGCCGAAUCCGAUCCCAACCAGGAUAUCGAUAUUAUUGAGUAAUUAAUUAAUUAAUUGAAUAGAAAUCCGAUUAAUUAAUUGUAAAAUAAUGUUUAAAUUAAUUAUUUAUUUAUUUUUUUUGAUUACCG